Molecule: messenger RNA, 1462 nt
Organism: Sorghum bicolor (sorghum)
Lineage: Eukaryota; Viridiplantae; Streptophyta; Magnoliopsida; Poales; Poaceae
Product: probable uridine nucleosidase 2
Exons: 9
Coding region: 41-1294 (417 amino acids)
Biological process (GO): purine nucleoside catabolic process
Cellular component (GO): cytosol
Molecular function (GO): purine nucleosidase activity
Source: RefSeq, a predicted model, not a curated record
CACCAACCAACACACGACGAGAGAGUAUAUAGCACAAUUCAUGUGCCUGGGCAGUUGGCCUUGCUUACUUGUCGAUCGAGUGAGACUACUGCAGCCGCCGCCGCCGCCACCUCCUCUCCGAUCCGUUUCCUCCUCCUCCCUCGAAAUCGAUUCGAUCGAUCAAUCAAUCAAUCAUUGUCGUCUGCACCAUCUCCAAUCCCCUACCUUGCUAGAUAGUCUAGUCAGGCCGCCUGCUGCCUGCCUCAAACGGAUCGACGGGACUGGAGGGAGGAAGAAGACGACGAUCGGAGUCUUGGAGAUGGAGGGCGGCAACGGGCAGAUCGACCGCAGCGACGAGCGGGAGGAGAUGAAGCUCAUCAUCGACACAGAUCCCGGCAUCGAUGACAGCGUGGCGAUCAUGAUGGCUUUCCAGUUGCCGGGAGUGCAAGUCCUAGGGCUCACCACCAUUUUCGGCAACUGCACCACGGAGCACGCCACACGCAACGCCUUGAUCCUGUGCGAGAAGGCAGGCCAUCCUGAGGUUCCAGUAGCAGAGGGCAGCCAUGAGCCUCUCAAGGGAGGAAAGCCGCAUGUUGCCGACUUUGUUCAUGGAUCUGAUGGCCUCGGGAACAUAGUUCUUCCUGAUCCCACUAUCAAGAAAGUUGAGGAAAGCGCUGCUGACUUCUUGGUUGAUAAGGUCUCGCAAUUUCCUGGAGAGGUCUCUGUGCUUGCCUUGGGUCCUCUGACAAACAUAGCAUUGGCCAUCAAGAAGGAUCCCUCCUUUGUGAAAAAUGUUAAGAAGAUUGUUGUGCUGGGUGGAGCAUUCUUUGCAGCUGGAAAUGCCACCCCUUCUGCUGAAGCAAAUAUCCACAGCGACCCGGAGGCAGCCGAUAUAGUUUUCACUUCUGGGGCAGACAUCUAUGUCGUUGGCCUCAACAUCACAACGCAAGUUAGCUUCACAGAUAAGGAUCUCCUGGAGCUAAGAAACUCAAAAGGGAAGCACGCGCAAUUCCUAUGUGAUGUAUGCAAGUUCUACUUGGACUGGCACAUCAAGUCUUAUGGUGCUCCUGUGAUUUUCCUACAUGAUCCGGUGAGCUUUGCCGCGCUGGUUUGUCCGGAGAUGUUCACGUUCAAGAAGGGUGUGGUGAGGGUGGAGACACAGGGCAUCUGCGUCGGGCAUACUUCCAUGGACAUGUUGCUGAAGAAGUGGAAUUCAGAGAACCCAUGGACUGGCUACUCGCCGAUUUCGGUCGCAUGGACGGUCGAUGUGCCCAAAGUGGUCGCAUUUGUGAAGGAGCUCGUCAUCAAACAGUGAACGGAAUUAACUAACAUGUUAUGAGCACUGCGUUCUCGCACACCAGAUGUGCACCAAAUUUGAGAUGUAGAUAUUUAUUCACAUUUGACGCACUGCAAACACUAUUAUGUCAAUCAUUGGUUCCUUUGGAGGACUUCAAAUCAAUUUGAGAUUUUUUAAAUUGCAGCA